AUGACACGGGUACUUCGAAGAGCUGCGUCGGCCUAUGCCACGCGCCCUCCGAGUAGACUCGCUAGGUUAAAACGUCGCAAACACAGGGUUAUCAUGGAGAGUGUCACUCAAGAGAAAAAGAAGCUUCGCAGCGUUAUUUCCUUCGAAGCGCAAGCACCUCCUGGCUAUACGUUUAUUCCUGCGGGUAAUCCUCAGUUUACAGAUGCCUGUAAAGAGAUAUGUCGGAGAGAUGGCCUCAAGGUGUUCGCUGUCACGACCACUCCCCAUCAACGUAUGCAUAAUCUCUCGCAACAGGUUCACAGGAUUGGGUAUCACUUUCCCAGUGCUGUGGUUGCGACUGUCUGUAUGGACUUGGGUCUGUACCUUACCUCGAGCGGGAAAGUGAUGCCUUUCCAAGGCAUUACCAGUCAUAGGUCCCACAUGCGAGCUGCCUCAGAAGUCUCCCAGACCACAAUCAAUACCGAAGCGAGGGAUGUGAUUCGAGAUCUGUUUCCAAACAUACCUGAAAAGGAUCUGAAUCAGAUCAUCAAGACAGCAUUUCAAAAGGGCCAACGAAAGGUUGGUACGGCAGUCGAGCUGCCCCUUGCACGCCGUGCUCAGCUGGCGGUGGUUGCUCAUAUCAGACAUAUCUACACGAAUUAUGACCGUCUCCUGAAGAAGACAUCUUUUCAAGAAGCUAGAAGCCUUGUCGAAGACCCUACAUUGGCAAAGCUGGUAGAAUGGAGAGGUGAUGAUGAGAACGGGAAGACUGUCCUAGAAGAUGUCUUUCGAGAAGUCAUUGUAAUUUCCGAUGACGAGGACAGCGAUGCAGAAAGUGACCCAGGGACUGCAUACAACGACCGGGACACAAGUAUUGAAAUACUUUCAAGCAAUACCGCUGCCGGGGAGUUGCAGACCAAGCCAUUGGACUACGCUGACAGAUCUCUCCGAGAGGCUCCCGUGGAUCUUGCUGACGAUGAUGCCCCUCCUGGUUUUCGAUUUGUCCCGGCACCCCCAAAAAGGACCAGAUCACGCAAUGACAGGAUUGACCGCCGUGGCUUUAGUCGUUACGAGGCCUGGAAUCGGGCCAGAUUUCGUUAUCGAGAGAAGGCCCUUGCGGAUCAUCAAGCUAAUACUCAUGUCCGAACAGUUCACAACUCAGGCUCCUCUUAUGUUGGAGGGCCACUAUCUGCCUCUGAGCGGCCGGUCUAUGGAGAUUUGCUGUCACCAAAUGCUAAUGCAUUAGAGCGGCGUCCCUUCACUAGUCGACAUGUUCACCCUCUCCCGUCUGCCAGUGUCCCACUCUCCGUUGAUGGUCGCGGCACAUCAUUUCCAACCAGGAGCCAACCCCAGCGCCCACCAGGGACCAUUAUACCCUAUCGGGAUAACUUGGAAAUGAAGCCACAGGAUAGGGCACUACCUUCCAUCGAGGACCCUCAAUCUCCAUCCUCCGCAGUUAAGAGUCCGGGAGACGGCGGGAUUUACGGUUCCAUCAAAAGGCGUUCAGAUGCAAUACAGCCUUCUUCACUAACCUCAAUAUCCAGGCCCCACGAGAGAGAAUCCACUAUUAUUGAUCUCACUAGUAUGAGGGACGUAAUGCCAAAACGGAGACGAGUUGAAUGCCAGGAGCCUGCACGCGAUGUAUCCGGCUUUGGAUCCUCUAGAGUGGAUGGCCAUAUUUCCGAUCCUGUUCCCUGUAUCUCCUUGCUGUCGCCUGAUUCUGGACGCCGGGCAGUUCCAGGUUACAAUAGCCAGACCCGCAGCCAGCACUUGAGUCCUGAUACAAGAUAUCAGCGAGCACCGCGUUGCCUGGAGAGGGUCCCUCUUCGCAGAGUCUCACCACCAUCUCGACUACCUGGAGCCAACGUAGUACGCUAUGCUGACUCUGAAUAUGUCAACCGCCAGGACAUUACUAUCCCAUUGUCUCGAGAUGGUUUAAAUGCGUCCUCCAAUCAGACCACUUCUCAGCCAAAUUACGGCCCCAGACAGGACAGGUUACUAAACACCUUGGAUACAUAUCCACGACCAGAUCGUCUCUAUCAAAUAGACCAAGGACCUCCCAAUACUAGCCGGAGGAUAUCCUUCGAAGAGACAGAAUUGCGAGGUACUACUAUGCGCCGGCCAGAAGUAAUUACGACUUCUCGCGGUCUAGACCAUGGCCAGAACAGAAAUGACAUCUAUUCGCCUGACUUCGUGCGGCCUGUUAGUAUCCAUGGUCCUUUAGCGCCUUCUUACAGGUUGGCGCACCGAGACACCGCGCCCAAUCGGGAGGUUGAGCCUGUAUCUAGUCGUCCGACUAGAUAUUCUCCCAUCGUUCCUGGUCGAGAACAACACAGACCACGUCGGGAGAUGAUCUCUCAAUUGAAUCCAAAUCGUUCUUCGCAGCAGGCUCCCAUCGAUCUGAGUUCCGAGAGGCUGCACCGCAUCCGAGAGAAGAUGCCGAUUCUCCAGGAUAGCAUACCUGUUGGCCGCAGUAGGUAUGCGGCACCCGUCGUGAGUCAAUAUGACGCUUCGCGUGGCGCUAUCAUAGACUCUACACGGUACAGUUACGCCCUGCCUCGUAUAGAGGACCUCGCGAUUAGAUCGUCUCGGAACUUCCUGGGUUCGUGA
Molecule: messenger RNA, 2589 nt
Organism: Paecilomyces variotii
Lineage: Eukaryota; Fungi; Ascomycota; Eurotiomycetes; Eurotiales; Thermoascaceae
Exons: 4
Coding region: 1-2589 (862 amino acids)
Source: RefSeq, a predicted model, not a curated record